AUGGUCCUCCAUGGACCUCCCUAUGGACCCUCCCCUAUGGACCCCUAUGGUCCUCCCUAUGGUCCUCCUAUGGACUAUGGUCCCUAUGGUCCUCCUAUGGUCCUCCCCUAUGGUCCUCCCUAUGGACCCUAUGGUCCUCCUAUGGACCCCUAUGGACCCCUAUGGUCCUCCUAUGGACCCCUAUGGUCCUCCUAUGGUCCUCCCUAUGGACCCCUAUGGACCCCUAUGGACUCCCUAUGGAUUUAUGGUCCUCCUAUGGACCCCUACGGACCCCUAUGGACCCCUAUGGUCCUCCCUAUGGACCCCUAUGGUCCUCCCUAUGGACCCCUAUGA
Messenger RNA from Oncorhynchus masou masou (cherry salmon), 333 nucleotides. RefSeq names its product submaxillary gland androgen-regulated protein 3A-like. Lineage: Eukaryota; Metazoa; Chordata; Actinopteri; Salmoniformes; Salmonidae. The coding region runs from base 1 to 333 and encodes 110 amino acids. The transcript has a single exon. The record is from RefSeq and is a predicted model, not a curated record.